CCUACCUAUGGCAAACGUGGCCAUGAUCGACUAUACCUUGGAGUUCCUAACGGCAACCGGAGUCGAAGAAACUUUUGUUUUCUGCUGUUGGAAGUCAGCUGAGAUAAAAGAGCACUUACAAAAGUCCAAGUGGUGCCGCCACACAUCUCCCAACAUGGUGCGCUUUGUAACUUCUGAUCUGUACCGCUCCCUUGGUGACGUGCUACGAGACGUUGAUGCCAAGUCUCUUGUCCGUUCUGAUUUCAUCCUUGUCACUGGGGACGUGGUGUCCAACUUCAAUAUAUCCAGAGCCCUGGAAGAGCACAAGUUGCGUCGUAAGAUGGAAAAGAAUGUUUCUGUGAUGACGAUGAUUUUCAAAGAGUCCUCACCUGGUCACCAUGCCAGGUGCAACGAGGAUGACAUCAUUGUUGCUAUGGACAGUGCCACAAACCGUGUCCUUCACUAUCAGAGAACCCAGGGGCUGAAACGCUUCCGCUUUCCUAUGAGUCUGUUCCAGAACUCGAUUGAAAACGUCGAAGUGCGCCAUGAUUUGCUGGACUGUCAUAUCAGCAUCUGCUCUCCACAGGUGGCUGAGUUGUUUACGGACAAUUUUGAUUACCAGACACGGGAUGACUUUGUGCGUGGUCUGCUGGUGAAUGAGGAGGUCCUGGGGAACCAGAUCCAUAUGCAUGUAACAACAGAAGAGUAUGGUGCCCAUAUAUGCAACCUGCUUAUGUACAAAGCUGUGUGCUCUGAUAUCAUCCGGCGCUGGGUCUAUCCCUUGACUCCAGAAAUGAACUUCACUGAUGACAAGAAUCAGAGUUAUACCCAUUCUAAACACAACAUCUACCGGGGGGUGGAUGUUAGCCUCGGCCACGGCAGCAUACUGGAAGAGAACAUCCUCAUUGGGCAGGGGACGGUCAUCGGCAGCAACUGCUUCAUAAUUAAUAGUGUCAUUGGGCAGAACUGUAGGAUAGGUGACAGAGUCAUUUUGGAUGGAGCCUUUCUCUGGGACAGAGUUCACGUAGCAGAUAACGUGGAGAUCUGCCAUUCUGUUAUCUGUGAUGAAGCUGAAGUGAAGGAAAAAGUAAAGCUAAAGCCUCGCUGUGUUCUCUCUUCUCAGGUAGUAGUUGGUCCUGACAUCACUCUAUCUGAGGGCACAGUGAUCUCCCUGCACCCACCAGAUGAGGAGGAAGAGGAUGAAGACCAGUUCAGUGAUGAUUCUGGUGUGAACAAGGAGGAGAGCAAAGUGAAACUGAAAGGUUACAACCAAAGGGAUGUGGGUUCAGAGGGCAGAGGCUAUCUCUGGAAAGCAGAUGACAAGAAUGAAGAGGAUGAAGAAGAGCAGAGACAGAGCCUGUGGGGCCCAGCCCUGCAUUCAGAGGAAGAGAGCGAGUCGGACAGUGACCUGAGCUUGGGCUCUGAGGAGCCAGAUAGUCGGGCUGUGUCCCCUCAGCUGGAUGACGUUAAAGUUUUCCAGAAUGAGGUUCUAGGUACGUUACAGAGGGGUGAAGAAGAAAACAUUUCCUGUGACAACCUGGUCCUGGAAAUCAACUCUCUCAAGUACGCCUAUAAUAUUGGCCUGAAGGAGAUGAUGCAAGUGCUUAGUAAAGUGAUCCUGGAGUUCCCAUUGCAGCAGCUGGAUGCAAAUUUGGACUCUCAGAACUAUUUCUCAGCAUUACUUCCUCUGUUGAAGAACUGGACCCCGUUGUUCAAGAACUACAUAAAACGGGCGUCUGAUCACUUGAAUGCCUUAUUUGCCAUUGAAGAAUUCUUCCUGGAACACGACAGCCUCUGCACGUCGAUAGCUAAAGUGUUGAUGACGUUUUACCAGCUGGAAAUCCUGGAAGAAGAUGUAAUUCUCAAUUGGUUCUCUCUGCGGGACACGUCCGAUAAGGGAAAGCAGCUUCGUAAGAACCAGCGGCUCCAGAAGUUUAUCCAGUGGCUGGAGGAGGCAGAGGAAGAGUCGUCUGACGGCGACCAAGACUGACAUGGUGGCUUGGCAUGAAAAGAGGCACUCUCGUUGCCUUUCUGGGCCGAGUGGGCAGGGCAAGAUCAAUGCCAGUGCAUGGUGUGUAGAUAUGGGGCCUGACAUCAGUGACUGACAAUCCCAUUGUUAAUUAUGUUGUGCAUUCCCAACUGUGCCCCUUCCUCCCUCCCUCGCUUGCCCGGUGGCAUCUUACAUUGGAUGGUUGCAGCACAGUGUAAAAACCAUAAGGGACGAGCAGGAGGCGAUGAUAUCUAGAAUUGCUCUGGAGCCUGGGGCUGCUAUACCAUAAUCUAUUUCUUGAGAGCCCCUUGCUUCUACUAUAGAGGGAGCAGAGGCAAACAUGUACAGACCCCUUCUAAAUCUUACCUUUGGGGCUUGUGGAAAUAUGGUCAUAAGGCUAAGUUAUUUGGAGUCACUGUUGUUUCUGGAACUAAGAGAACUCCUGCUGAAGAGACACUGGCAAGGUUGGUAAGUAGGAGCAUAUGGAUUAGGAUCCGGAGUGCAGGACUGGGAUUCAGGAGUUCCUGUGCCUGGAGAAGAUGCCGUUGUCUGAGGAUGCCUAAGGCAUUUUGCAGCCUGGAAGGCACUUCUGUGAUCUUUCCAAAAGGGAGAAUCUCUUGCCAUCUGCUGUGCUAGGAUUUAACACAAGAUUGCACAGUAGAGUUGGUAAAACCACAUCUUUCCCCCUUCAGCAGAACAGGGGAUAAUAUGUGCUCAGCUCCCCCACUGGCAGGGAUCGGUUAAUAAGGGAUGUGCACUGGUCAGUGAAAAGCCGUAUGGUUCACUACAUCCUAGAUGUGAUUUGUCUUCUGUGCGUCUCCAGCUUAGCAGACACGGUGUUUUAGAAAAGUGUCUGGUUUUUUAUUUAUUUAUUUUUUUAAGGGAGCAGAGAUGCCUGGCUCCUCCUGCCACACCAGCAUCAUUUGUGUUUUGCUCUGGGGCCCUGACCACACCAGCUGCUUUAAGGAAAACGCAAGUUCCUAAAUUCUGCUCUAGUCUGAAAAGGAGUGAACGGUAUUUCCUUUGGUAGCACAUCUUUGUGUUUCCACGAGUUCAGUUAUACAUGCUUGCUUACUCAAACUGUGCGUCCUUUUUACUUAUUUGAAAACUUGCCCCCCUUCAGGUGGCAGGGAAAGUGCUGCAAGCCCGGUGUAAAGGUCAGCGGCCGCAGAGUAACUCGGCAUGAAGCGGGAAACAAGUGUGCCUCUGGCGCUCUCUUGCCGGCAUGGACAAUGUGUGGUUGCAAUAAGGCGCUUAGGAACAGCUGCCUUAGAAGUGUCACUGUGCUGUGUUCUUCCCUGUUCUCAUCAAGAACAGUGGGAAAAAAUACACAGCGAGAAUCAGCUUUUAUUGAUAGGGGGUUGUAUGUUGAAUGUGCUGACCUUGCCUCUGCCCCUUCAGAAGGAGCAUAGAAUAAAUCCCUUGGGGGAAAUGCACUGGAGCUGCCCACUCAGGAUAUUUACUUGGCCGUUCCGUGGUGCCACAGUUGUCAGUGAGGGGACAAUGUUGGAUGCUGGAGGCCAGGGAUACUGCCUCUUAAACUGAUGUUCAGGCAAGAGCGAUCUUGUGCACUCACAGUAUCAGUUGCCAGGAUUGUUCGUAAAUGCGCUUGUUUUCUGACAUCGCAAACUCAGUCUUGUAAAUGUUGGGGAAUUGGUUGGUAUCUGAAUUUUCUGUAUCUGCCAAUAUUUAAUUCAGGGAGCAAAUAAAAACUAUCCUGGUGUUA
This is a messenger RNA of Struthio camelus australis, 3695 nucleotides long. The record is from RefSeq and is a predicted model, not a curated record. NCBI's taxonomy places the organism in Eukaryota, Metazoa, Chordata, Aves, Struthioniformes, Struthionidae.